CAUACUAUAACUUUCUUCCGCGUUUCCUUUAAACGUUGACCUUUCGCGCAUGCGUAGAUACUCGCAAGGUUCGCUAUUACUUUCACGUAGUUUUCUCAAGUCUCUUUUGGAUCUAUUCAAGCAAAACAGCAAUAAAGACAGAGCUACAACCUCACUUAUGAGACACGCGGCAGACAUUGAAGGCUCACAGUUACAUGGGUUUAAUGUUGAGCUCCAAUAUUGAGAAAAAGGACCGACAACAACACACUUUGCUAACUUGGAUGGCUAAAAUGCGCUGACUUACAAUAUUGGGCCAUGACACCCCGACACUGACACUGUCGAUAACAGCAGGUUGUCCAGAAGUGUCCACAUGAGUGAUCAUGGAACGGGCGUCCUUCAAACAAAACCAGCAGUGUGGACCAUGGGAGAUGAAGGAGAGGCUUGGGAUGGGAGGCUUUGGCCACGUCUACCUCUAUCAGCAUCUUGAGUCUGGAGAGAAGUUAGCAGUUAAAAUCUGCCGCCUCGAUCUGAGUUCCAAGAAUAAGGAACGCUGGAGCAGAGAGAUCCAGAUCAUGAGGAAGUUAAACCAUGUCAACGUUGUCCAGGCCAGCGAAGUUCCAGUAGAAUUGAGUUCAAUUGCUUUGAAUGACCUUCCUAUGCUGGCCAUGGAGUACUGUUCCAGAGGAGACCUACGCAAAGUUCUGAGUAAACCAGAAAAUUGCUGUGGGCUGAAGGAAAGUGAAGUCCUCGCUCUUCUCAGUGACAUUGGUUGUGGAAUCCAGUAUCUUCAUGAAAAUAAGAUCAUCCACAGAGACCUAAAGCCAGAGAAUAUAGUGCUACAGGAGAUCAAUGGCAAGAUUGUUCAUAAAAUCAUAGAUCUCGGUUAUGCCAAAGACCUCGACCAAGGCAGUGUCUGUACGUCGUUUGUUGGAACGCUCCAGUACCUUGCUCCAGAGCUGUUUGAGAGUAAACCAUACACUGUAACUGUGGACUAUUGGAGUUUUGGAAUAGUCAUCUUUGAAUGCACAAGUGGCUUCCGCCCCUUUUUACACCACAUGCAGCCUGUACAGUGGACAAGCAAAGUGAAGAAUAAAGGUGCCAAGGACAUCAUGGCAGUGGAGGACAUGAAUGGAGAAGUUACAUUCUCAACACAUCUUCCUUAUCCCAACAAUCUCAGCAGGCCGUUGCUCGAGCCAGUUGAGAACUUGCUGCAGAUGUUGUUACUGUGGGACCCUGUCGCACGCGGUGGAGGGUUGGAUUCUGUGACGAAUAAGGCACGCUGCUACAGCACUCUCCAGAAUAUUAUAAAUAUGAAGGUGAUCCAUGUGUUGGACAUGACGUCAGCCGAGCUGCACUCUUUGGUUCUGGACGCAGAUGAGAGCUUACACUCAUUGCAGCUUCGUCUGGAGACGCAUACACAGACGCACAUCUCCCCACUUAAUCAGGAACUGCUGUUGGAGACUGGAAUCUCCCUCGACCCACGCAGACCUCCUGCACACUGUCUGCCGGAUGGAUUGAGGGGCUGGGACACCUUCAUAGUCUUUCUGUUUGAUAAGAGCUUGUCCAAGUACACAGGACCCCUGACCGCCAGACCACUGCCAGACAGUGUCAACUUCAUAGUCAGGGAGACCAAGACACAGCUGCCACUGGCUGCAUUGAGAAAAGUAUGGGGGGAAGCAGUCAGCUACAUUUGUGGACUCAAAGAGGACUACACACGCCUGUACCAGGGACAGAGGGCUGCUAUCCUCAGUCUGCUGCGUUACAACACCAACUUAACGCGCUACAAGAACCUGCUCUUCUCCCAGUCACAGCAGCUGCAAGCCAAACUGGCUUUCUUCAAAACCAGCAUCCAGCACGACCUGGAGCAGUACAACAAGCAGAAAGACACAGGCAUCUCUUCAGAAAAGAUGCUGAGGACCUGGCAUGAAAAUGAAGCAAAAGCUGAGGGGUUUACAAAGGUUGCUGAUGUGGGAUAUCUGGAUGAAGAAAUCAUUUCUCUACAUUCUGAAAUUGUGGAAUUGCAGCGGAGUCCAUUUUUGAGACGACAAGGGGACUUAAUGGAACAACUUGAGGGAAAAGCAAUCGAACUCUACAAGCAACUAAAAGCCAAGUGCAAAAGCCCUGACCCGCCACAUGGUUACAGUGACAGCUCAGGCAUGGUGAAAGCCAUACUCCAAAUGUUUCAGAACCAAGACAGAGUCCUGAAAGAUUUGUACACUCACCUUAGUACAAUUCUGGUGUGCAAGCGACGCAUCGUUGACCUCUUUCCAAAGUUGGAGAGGGCAGUAGAGAACAUAAAGAUGGCAGAGUCGGCCGUAAUGCAGAUGCAAACCAAGCGGCAGAAGGAGUUCUGGUACCUUCUUAAGAUUGCUUGUUCCCAGGGUAACUCUUCAUCACCAAGUUUUAUGCAUCCCAACAGUGACAGUGAAACUGUUCAUCAACUACUGGACGACAAUCACCGUUAUUUAAGUCAGCUUACGUCUCUGCUGCAGGAUGCCAGUGAUGAGAGGGAGCAUAGUAUUAUGGAACAAGACUGGAGUUGGACUCGACACAACCAAAAAGUCUCAAAAGUGUCAAAGACACAGUAAAAAAAUAUAUAUCUUUGAUCAUCUUAUGUAAGAUUAUGUAAUGGAAACAUGUACAAUACAAUGUGUGAUCCACAAUAAUGUAAGCCUUUAGGUUGUAACAUUCAUAGUACAUUUUGAAGGGUUUUCCAGCUGUCACUUAUUUAUUUUACUGGUGAAGUUCUGAAGAGGAUUGCCAAGAACAAUAAAAAUGUGUUUGUUCUUGCUUAUUA
Doryrhamphus excisus (bluestripe pipefish) is the source of this 2776-nucleotide messenger RNA. RefSeq names its product inhibitor of nuclear factor kappa-B kinase subunit alpha-like. NCBI's taxonomy places the organism in Eukaryota, Metazoa, Chordata, Actinopteri, Syngnathiformes, Syngnathidae. Gene Ontology annotation, molecular function: IkappaB kinase activity; ATP binding. Gene Ontology annotation, cellular component: cytoplasm; IkappaB kinase complex. Gene Ontology annotation, biological process: peptidyl-serine phosphorylation; positive regulation of transcription by RNA polymerase II; tumor necrosis factor-mediated signaling pathway. The record is from RefSeq and is a predicted model, not a curated record.